Eucalyptus grandis is the source of this 951-nucleotide messenger RNA. RefSeq lists its product as uncharacterized. NCBI's taxonomy places the organism in Eukaryota, Viridiplantae, Streptophyta, Magnoliopsida, Myrtales, Myrtaceae. The record is from RefSeq and is a predicted model, not a curated record. The transcript has a single exon. Bases 1 to 951 code for a protein of 316 amino acids.
AUGGACGGAGACCAGAACGAGCUGCAAGUCCUAGGGUUCCUCGGCAUCUACAGGGAGACCUCCAAGAUCAUCCUCAAAUGGAGGAAGAUAUUCGCCCAGAUCACGCUCGCUCUCAUCCUCCCUUUCUGCGUCAUCUUCCUCGCCGACCCCUUUGUCUCGCAGCUCCUCUCCUUCAAGAAGGAGCCGGUUGCUUUCUGCCUCGUCCAGGUCGGCUACUUCAUCUUCCUCUUCAUCUUCUCUCUCCUUUCAACCGCAGCUGUUGUCUAUACGGUAGCCUGCUUUCGCGCUGCCAAGCAGAUUAGUUUCAAGAAGAUCAUGAGCAUCCUGCCCAGAGUGUGGAAGAGGCUCAUGGUCACUUUUUUCUGGUGCUUCGCACUCUUCUUUGUGUACAACGUUGUGGCUGUAGUGCUUCUGAUCGUAUGGCUUGUCAUGGUGAGGCAAUUUUCGGUUGGCCCUGCGCUUGGGAUUGCCGUGGCGGUCAUUCUCUUGAUCUUGUACAUCGUUGGGUUUGUUUAUAUCACCAUGAUUUGGCAAUUGGCGAGCGUGAUCUCGGUUCUUGAAGAUGCGUAUGGAAGGAAGGCGAUGGCAAAGAGCAAGGGACUAAUAAAGGGCAAGAUGGGCCUGUCGGUUUGGUGUUUUCUUGGUGUCUUGGUGUGCUCCGUGCUGGUUCAGGCACUGUUUGAAUUCCUUGUGGUCUUGGACUUGGUUCCUAAUGGAAUCAGGGUUCCUAUUGGAAUCAGGAUUGGGGUUGGGCUGAUCUGCUUGUUGUUGGUGACGAUGCUGGGGCUGUUCGAUUUGGUCGUGCAGACAAUGAUCUACUUCGUCUGCAAGUCCCACCACCACGAGAACAUCGACGGCUCCUGCGUGUCUGAUCAUCUCGAGGGCUGUCUUGGAGGAGACUGUCCCUCUGAAGGCCAAAAGGCUGUCCAGCUUGAGCAACUUCAAGUCUGA